This is a messenger RNA of Capsicum annuum, 1486 nucleotides long. Its product is annotated as tyrosine-protein phosphatase DSP3-like. Gene Ontology annotation, biological process: protein dephosphorylation. Gene Ontology annotation, cellular component: cytoplasm. Bases 949 to 1473 code for a protein of 174 amino acids. Gene Ontology annotation, molecular function: phosphatase activity. Lineage: Eukaryota; Viridiplantae; Streptophyta; Magnoliopsida; Solanales; Solanaceae. The transcript has a single exon. The record is from RefSeq and is a predicted model, not a curated record.
GUUUAAGAAAAUAAAGAUGACUUUUGAAUCUUGUGGCAUUAAAUUAAAGUUGUAUCAAAUGUACUAAAAUGCUCUUUAAUUUUGUGGUUCUAAAUAUGUAAUGUGGAAAGUUGAAAUUAAAGUAUUGCCAAAAAAGGAAAGGGGUCAUUCUUUUUUAAAUUGACUAAAAAGGAAAGUAGGUUAUUCUUUUUUAAACGGAGGGAGUAUUAUAUUGGUUUGUUCUUAUUUGUCUAAGCCUAUUAGUAAUCCUAAUUUGUAUAGGAUUGGGCAAUUUUAAAAUUUAUAAAUUUACAAAUUCAACUCAAAUUCAGAUUUCCAAAUUCAAACUUUAUUAUAUACUUGCUUUCUCACAUCAAUCCAUUCACUAAUAGUAUUUUCUUUUUUCCUUCUUGAUUUUCCUUUCUACAAUCAUCCAAACACCGCCCAAAAUCCUACAUCCCAAACUUGCAACUUUCAUGCCUUCCUAAUUGAAACAAGUUUAAAAAAAAACUCACAAAUCAUACCUUCUUUUCGUAAUUUUCUCUCUCUUUUUUUUUUUUUCAAUCAUCCAAACAGCCCCUUACCCUUGCCUCCCUCAUUGCAACUUCCAUGCUCCUUGGUAGAACCAUUAUGAGGACAUAAUGGCGAUUGCUCGUUUGCAUAUUAUUUUUUGAGAUUCAACAACAUAUAUAUCCGGUAUAACCCUAUAAGUGGCGACAAGGAGGAUAGAGUAUAAGUAACCUAACUCCUAACUAGGUGGUUACAAAGGUUGUUUCACUUGAGAAAAAGUAUUUCAAAGCAGUUCGGAAAAAAGUCAACCUUAUCCCUACCUUGGGAGGUGGAGAGACUUUUUUUGAUAAACCUUCGGAAAAAAACUAACCUUAUCCCUAAUUUAGGAGGUAGAGAGGUUGUUUUCAUUAGACUUUGGCGCUAAGAAAAAACAUUUCAAAGCAGUUUGGAAAAAGAAAUAUGAGUUUGAUUAUGGAUUUGAAAGAAGAAGGUAACGAUGAUCUAUCGAUACUACUAAACUUUUCAUCAGUUGAAAAUAACUACAUUUACAGAUCAGGAUUCCCUCAUCCCUCCAACUUUGCUUUCCUCAAAUCACUCAAUCUUCGUUCUAUCAUAUGCUUAUGUCCAGAACCCUACCCCGAAGAACACAUGGAAUUCCUACGAAUAAACAAUAUCAACCUCUACCAAUUCGGACUCGAUGGAACAAAGGAUCCAUCAACUAUGUCAAGCAGAAGUGAAAUCAUAAUGAGUGCUUUGAGAGUGAUAAUUGAUGAGAGAAAUUAUCCAGUUUUAUUACAUUGUAAUCGCGGAAAACAUCGUACUGGUUGUGUUGUUGGAUGCUUGAGGAAAUUGCAGAACUGGUGUUUGGAUGCUGUGGUGGAAGAGUAUAAGCAUUUUGCAGGAGCAAAGUGGAGGGAAAAUGACAUCAAAUUUUUAGAGGGAUUUGAUGUUCAAAUAUUAUUUGAAUAUUUCAGUUACUUGUGAUAUUGAAUAUUGU